CACCGAGGGGAGCGGGCUCCGCUCGGCGCCGCCUUCUGCGACCUGGCCGUCCGCCCUCCGUCGCCGGCCUGGAGAGGCGAAGAGGACGAGGGGGCCGAGGCGUCCUCCGGGGACAUUGGCCCUCUGGAUUAUCAGGAGCUUGUAGUUGACAUUGAGGCCAGGCUGAGGAUGGAAGGUGUGGAACUUAAGGAAGAAUGGCAAGAUGAAGAUUUUCCGAUACCUUUACCAGAAGAUGAUAGUAUUGAAGCAGAUACACUAGCUGUAACUGGACCAGAGAGCCAGCCUGACUCAAUAGAAAUUAACGGGAAUAAAGUAAGAAAGAAACUAACGGCCCCAGACAUUAGCCUGACACUGGAUCCUAGCGAUGGCUCUGUGUUGUCAGACGAUCUGGAUGAAAGUGGAGAGAUUGACUUGGAUGGCUUAGAGACACCAUCAGAGAACAGCAAUGAGUUCGAAUGGGAAGAUGAUCUUCCAAAACCCAAAACUACUGAAGUAAUCAGGAAAGACUCAAUUACUGAAUAUACAGCAGCAGAGGAAAAGGAAGACGGACGACGCUGGCGUUUGUUCAGAAUUGGGGAACAGGACCACAGGGUUGACAUGAAAGCAAUCGAACCCUAUAAAAAAGUCAUCAGCCACGGAGGAUAUUAUGGGGAUGGAUUAAAUGCAAUUGUUGUAUUUGCUGUCUGUUUUAUGCCUGAAAGUAGUCAACCCAACUAUAGAUACCUGAUGGACAAUCUCUUUAAGUAUGUUAUUGGCACUUUGGAGCUGUUAGUAGCAGAAAACUACAUGAUUGUUUACUUAAAUGGUGCAACAACUCGAAGAAAAAUGCCCAGUCUGGGAUGGCUUAGGAAAUGCUAUCAGCAAAUUGAUAGAAGGUUACGGAAAAACCUAAAAUCUCUAAUUAUUGUACAUCCCUCUUGGUUUAUCAGAACACUUCUGGCUGUUACAAGACCGUUUAUUAGCUCAAAAUUCAGCCAGAAAAUUAGAUAUGUCUUUAAUCUGGCAGAACUGGCAGAGCUGGUCCCCAUGGAGUAUGUUGGCAUACCAGAAUGCAUAAAACGGUAUGAAGAAGAAAAGUUAAAAAAGAAACAGAAAAGAGUCGAUCAAGAGCUUAACGGAAAACAAGAUGAACCAAAAAGUGAACAGUAAGUUUGGCAUCUAGUCCAAACAAGACUGAAGAAUGUGUCGAUGAAGCAAUGCUUUUUUUUUUUCUCCAUUCGUAAUGCUUUUAUUGACCCUUAGUUUUAUGUAACCUGUUACAAAGUUGACUUGACUUUUUCUUAAUGGACUUUUGUACAGGAGACUGUUCACUGCUGUAUUGGUUUACAAAUCUCUUGAAUUUAGCUCUUUAAUAGCUAAUUAUGUUGUAAUCAUUUUAUAUUUUAUAUUGCCAUAUCAGAACCACACUUUAUAUAAAGCGGUUUUUGCAUUUGUUUAUUGAAUGACGCAUCUUCUUCAGUAAAAUAUUUAUAUGCAUAAAUGGUAAAGGAAAGAGAUAAUAUAUAUUUUUGUUUUUGAACAAUAUUUUUUAAUGUAUACCUGUCUUGUGGAAAAAUAUGCAGAUAAGUAAGACCAUGAUUUUGUAAAGUGCAUGUUAGAAUUUGUUUUCGUAAGUGUUUAAAUACAUUUCCUGGAUAACUUAGAAAAUUAAGUUGCUCAGAAUGAGAAACAGUUAAACUGGGUCUCAUGAAUACCCAAAGAUCUUAUUUGUUUAUGUACAUCAUCUAAAUAGAUAAGUACUAUCCUAAUUUUUUUUUCACUUAAUGUUUAUUGUUCCUUAAUUCUGAAGCUCAAAUACAAGUGCAUUGCACAUCUUCCUUUUUAAACUUAAAGACAAGUCAAAAAGCCAUCUUUGGAACUAGAGAAUUUAAGAGAUUUGGAAUUGGACUGUGUAUAUAUGUAUAUAUAUGGAACAUUUUAUCUUCUGGCCGAAAGUCAGAACUUUAUAAAAAUCUUAGGUUUGUUCACUAAUGUGAAAUAAGCUGUGUAUCCAGGGUAUCACUCCCCGGAACUGGUGUGAGUGCUGUGUGGUGUUACAGAGAGUGUGAUGAGUUAUAUACUGUCACUGCUUCUUCUGUAGAAAACAAGGGCUGCUUUUUAAACUGCUCUCAAUGUGGGCACUUGACCAGAAUACUUCCAUAUCAGUUCUUUGUAAAUGGUAGGUGUUUAGCCUAGUCAGAUAUGGUGUGUUUUCACAUUUCUUUUGAAUUGUGUUUGACAGUACUGUAAAUUAGGUUAACCUUGUAAGUCUUAGAGCACCAUUAUAUUGUGCCGUUUUGGAUGACAUGUUUGACAAAAACAUAAACUCCUUGUUUAAUUUGAUAAAUACCUGUACUUUACAUUGAAAUAAAUUGUACUUGUGCUUCCAGGAAGAACUUAAUUACCACAAAAUCACUUUAAAACAACAGCUUUAUCACAGGCUGGGGCUGUUAAGUGUGAUUCAGUAAUGUUCAGGUACAUGAACUAAUCUAGUAUUGUGUCUGCAUACUGGUGUGACCCAUAUGCAUUUGGUAAACUCGGCACCCUCCAAGCACACUACUCCCCAGCCCUUCCUCUAAGGUAUUUUACACAAGAGUGAUGUAGGGUAGCAAAAUGGAAGUGGAUGUGAGCUGUUUUUAAGGCUUAUUCUGUUAUAGACUGAGCACACACAUGGCUUUUAUCAUUGCCUUUCUUAGUAUGAAGUUGCUACUACACAAAGGGAUUUUAGUUUACUUUUUGUCCUCCUCAGUCAUGAACUUGGCACGCUAACUUAAAUCCAGUCAUGGAGAUGCUGGGGGAUUCCCAACAUGAGAGAUUCCUCAGCAGCCUUCUGAUUUAUCCUGGAUUUAUCCUCAGCAGCUGUAGGCGACCCUGAACUGUCAUUAUGGUGAAUCAAGCCAAAACCAUUACUGCAUGCGCAACUCUCAGCACCACUUGUGUGGGAGAAGCAGAGUAACAGCAACUUAGGCAUUCCUUCUGAGCUGGUAAUGGGAAUAUCGUGAACAAAAGAGCGUAGUGAAUUGUGGUUAUAUUCUUUGUUUAUAGAGCAUUCUGAGUAGUCUUUCUUCUGUAGGUCUUUUCAAAGUGGGCUGAGUUUCUUAAUAGGUGGUUUUCCACCAUGUUAAGUACUCAGUUCUUCUGUUUGAAAAAUACAGUGAAUAGUUUCAAUUCUUUAUUGUGUUUAUUGACUUCUGCUGUUGCAAUCAUUGUUCCUAACUAUAGCUGCAACUUGUUCCAAAUGUGAAAACUUUCCCCGAGUUUUUUUUUUUUCUUUUUUUUUUUUAACUAGAACUAGCCUGCAUUCUACUAAGACAUUGACCCCACAAUAUAAGCUUAAUCGUCUUUAACUCGGAGGGAAGUAUGAGAAAAUAUGGUCUAAUAGAGUCUGGCAGGACAGUUGGGUAGGAAGAUGAAACAAGGAAGUAAAAGAAAGAAAACUAUAAAGGCGUAGAGCUGUUAUUUAAGAUGCCACUGAAUUUGUCCCUUUUAAGGGAAGUACUGCACGCAUGUGUGGCUAGGGCUGCCGUUCCUGGAUCCAGCAAGAAAACGGGGCAGGUUACACACAGUAUGAGAAUAACGAGAUGUGGGGAGCAAAGGGGAACAGACUGUUAAUGCCUUGAAAUGAAUCGUGCUUGUGUUUCCACAAGUUCCUAUUUUCCUCUGCUUUCUUUGUCUCUUCAUACAGAUGCAGGUUUAAACAGACAGGGUCAGCAAUUACACUGCUCAGAUGAAAGUUUAGGACUGGGUUAUUUUUCAUAUUCCACGGUUGGUAAACUUUAAUGUAGUCUUCCAAAAUGGACAUCACUAGUACACCACAUUGAAUACCAAAAUCUGCUGAUUGCCAAGUAUGUAUCUGUAGCUGUGCUUUCUUCAAGUGCAGUUCCAGGAAUUUGUAAAGGUAAAGGAUCCGCUUUUGGAGAGAGACUUCCUUUAAGUGACUAUAUGGCAUUACUCUGUUUUUCUGUGAGUGCUCAGGGAAUUUGGAAGAGUAAUGGAUUUACUGCAGAAGCAGCUUUUUAGAUUUAAUUGACAGAUACAUUAGCAUUAGAAUUUAUUGGGUAGAGAAAGGCAUUUUCCUAAUGAGGUUGGUAUGAUUGAAUCUAAGACGACAGUUGCUUCAUCUUCCCAGUCCCACAUUAUAUGUGGACGAUUGAUAUCACACCAUCAGAAGGGAGGAGGAAGUAGGUUGAAAAUGGAGAUCACUCCACCGUUGUACUUUGCGCUCAUGCCUGUUCUUUUCCAGCCUGUAGGUAUAUUUGAAAAAUGAAUCACAAAACAAAUCUCAGAGGAAUGGGGUAUGUAGAGGAAUUAAUGUACUUAUAAGUUAGGUUCACUAUUCCAUUAGAGAUCUUAUAGAGAAUAGGAAUUGUGUAGAUUGAGUUGCUGGGAGAGUUAACUGCCUUGGAAAACCAAUUGGUAAGGGAAGGGGUGGGGAGAGUUAUCUAUUCAGCAUUCUGAGCUGGUACAGAAGAAUUACCUGGAUAGCCCUUCACAAACCCCCACUGCUUCCCAAGAUUCUGAAUGAAUUAGAUCGAUGAUGAGGCCCAGUAAUGUAACAUUCCUUUAAUGUUCUAAAUAUCAGUCGCCAUCAAUUUGAUUUCGACUCAUGGCAACUCCUUGUGUGUCAGAGUAGAACUGUGCUCAAUAGGGUAUUCAGUGGCUGAUUUUUCAGAGUGGAUUGCCAGGCCUUUCUUCUGAGGUGCCUCUGGGUGGACUUGAAUCCCCAACCUUUCAGUUAGCGGCUGAGCACAUUAACCAUUUGUACCACCCAGGGACUCCAGAGUUCUAAAUAGUAACUGAAAAUAGGGCAGAGUGUGGAAAGUAAAGAGUGAUACUAGAAGUUAAACAGAACACUUUGUUGCAACUAUGUAUAUAUAUA
Messenger RNA from Loxodonta africana (African savanna elephant), 4858 nucleotides. RefSeq names its product BCL2 interacting protein 2 (gene BNIP2). Bases 169 to 1149 code for a protein of 326 amino acids. The transcript has 11 exons. The record is from RefSeq and is a predicted model, not a curated record. Gene Ontology annotation, cellular component: cytoplasm. NCBI's taxonomy places the organism in Eukaryota, Metazoa, Chordata, Mammalia, Proboscidea, Elephantidae. Gene Ontology annotation, biological process: apoptotic process.